AUGCUCUUCUCCAUCUUCUUAUUGCUUUUCCUACCCUGCGUAGGCAUGAGCGCUGUGUUCGUGGUCUACAUCUGUCUCUUAUGGUUCGCCGCCAAUACCCGGUCGUCGGCAGAGCCUCGGUUACCGGUCAAGCGGGUUUCCGAGAAGGGCUUGUCGGCCUCUGAUCUCGACAAGUUGCCGAAAACUAGCGGCAAAGAGCUGACCAGGGGGACGGAGUGCGCGGUGUGCCUGGAGGAGAUCGAGGCAGAGCAACCGGCUCGGGUAGUUCCAGGUUGUAACCACGGCUUCCAUCUCCAAUGCGCCGAUACCUGGCUUUCUAAGCAGUCAUUCUGUCCGGUUUGCAGAGCCAAACUCCAACCUCAGCCGUUUCUCACUUCCUCUGAUGAAAAUCCAUGCUAG
Rosa chinensis is the source of this 399-nucleotide messenger RNA. RefSeq names its product E3 ubiquitin-protein ligase ATL23. The record is from RefSeq and is a predicted model, not a curated record. The transcript has a single exon. The coding region runs from base 1 to 399 and encodes 132 amino acids. NCBI's taxonomy places the organism in Eukaryota, Viridiplantae, Streptophyta, Magnoliopsida, Rosales, Rosaceae.